CUAAAUUUGCCGAAGUUUCCAACCAAUUGCCCCCAAAGCUCGCAGAAGCAGCUUCUGCCCCAACUAGUCGCAACUACCCAGUUUCUGUAAUAGGCCUCUCUGGAACAAUACUCAGCUGGUAGGAUACUACCAGAUCUGACUUGCAAGUAUCAAAAGGCUGACAGUUGAGCUAUCCUUGUUGGUUAUUAUUGGCUUUGAUUCUAAGUCGGCUUGUGCUUAUCUGGAAUUAUAAAUUCGGGGUUUCAAUGUUUACCUUCAUUUUGUGCACUAGUGGAGGAAUUUGAGUCGGCUCAGGUUCUCCAGGAGUACAAUGGAUUGCAACAAAGAAGAGGCCAUUAGGGCCAAGGUGAUUGCAGAGAAGAAGAUGGAAAACAAGGAUUUUGCAGGGGCCCGUAAAUUUGGUGUGAAGGCUCAGCAACUUUAUCCUGAUCUGGAGAACAUAUCUCAGUUGCUUAUGGUGUGUGAAGUGCAUUGCUCUGCUCAACAGAAGUUGUUUGGGACUGAGACAGAUUGGUAUGGCAUUCUUCAGAUUGAUCAGAAAGCAGAUGAACCGACUAUUCAGAAGCAGUACAAGAAGUUUGCUCUCCAGCUUCACCCUGACAAAAACAAAUUUUCCGGUGCAGAUGAUGCUUUUAAGCUAGUUGGAGAAGCCAAAAAAGUACUUUUGGAUCGUGACAAACGUAACAUGCAUGACAUGAGACGCAAGGCUUCUGUUAGUAAAACAAAUGUACGGUAUAAACCCCCCAUGAAGACUAGUUGGAAUUCAAAUGUUCACAACUUCAGAAGCAACAUGAAUACCCAGAACCAGCAGCAGCAGCAGCCCACUUUUUGGACUAUGUGCCCAUUUUGUCAUGUUAAGUACCAGUAUUAUAGAGCAAGUGCCCUGCACAAAUCUCUUACUUGUCAAAGCUGCAAGAAGCCAUUCGUCGCAUAUGAGACAAAUGAGCAAGUACCACCAACUACUGUCAAUCAGCAGGCACCGCCACCUACCGUCAAUCAGCAGGCACCACCACCUGCCGUCAAUCAGCAGGCAUACCAUGGUUUCAGCAAAGUUGAAAUGAAAUCUCAGGAAAAUUUUACUGCUGGAAAACCCAAACCGGAACCUUUUCAAAGAAGUGUUCCAAAGGCAGGUGGCCCUUCUGGCAUUGGUUCAGAAAAAGGGAACCGAAAGAGAGACAGAAAGGGAGACAAAAAGGGAGACAGAAAGCGUGUAGUAGAAGCCAGUGAAAGCAGCGAUUCUGUAAGCAGCAAUGACUCUGAAGAAGAUGUGGUUGUUGAUAUGGAUGAUCUUCAGACUCUUUACCAAGGAAUAUACGGGGACCAACCUAGAAGGUCUUCACGGAGUAAGCAGCAGGUAUCUUAUAAGGAAAAUCUAAGUGAUGAUGACACUCCUAUUUCAAAAAGGGGGAAGAGGAGUGGAUCCUUGUGUGCUACUGACGAACAAAAUGAAGAUGCUUCUACAGGGGAGGAAUCGAAAAUGAAGAGCCAAUCUGAACCUGUGGCUAACGGCAAAAGAGGUGAGGAAAAGGUGAUAGAGAAAGACAGUGCUGCAUUUGAAGAUUUGUUGAAUGUUGAGGCCAAAAAUGUUGAGGCCAAAAAUGUUGAGGCCAAAAAUGUUGAGGAUAUUUCAGAAAGCAAGGUGAAAGUUCAGGAGGAUUCUACAGCAGAUACAAUCUCCCAUGAGAAAGUAGAAGAGCAAGUUUAUUCUGUUCCCCAAAAUGACUUCAGUGACUUUGAGGAUACCCGGACAGAAGAAUGUUUUAGAGUUGGGCAGCUCUGGGCUCUUUAUGAUAGUCGAAAUGGGAUGCCAAGAUUUUACGCCAGGAUUAAGAAACUGCACUCUCUUGAGUUCAAAGUGCACAUAACUUGGCUAGAGCCGGACCCUGAUGACGAUAAAGGAAGAAAAUGGGCAAAUGCGAAUUUGCCAAUUUCUUGUGGUAAAUUUGCACAAGGUGAGUCUGACAUUAUAGAAGACAUUGGGAUAUUCUCUCAUGUGAUAUGUUGGGAGAAGAUUAAAAAUACUUACAAGAUAUAUCCAAGAAAGGGGGAGACAUGGGCUAUUUUUAAGAACUGGGAUUUAAAUUGGUGCUUUGGUGUGGAUUCUGAUUGUAAGCGUAAGUUUGAUUAUGAGUAUGUGGAAAUUUUAUCAGAGUAUGCUGAGGGUGUUGGAAUACAUGUUGUGCUGUUGGAGAAGGUGGAAGGCUUUGUGAGUGUUUUUCGUCAAACGGCACAAGAAGGGAAAGGCAUGUUCCAAGUUCCACCAGGUGAGUUUUUGAGGUUCUCUCACAGACUUCCAUCCUUUAAAUUGACUGGUGAUGAAGGAGCAGGUGUGCCACCAGGAUCUCUUGAGCUUGAUCCCGCCUCUAUGCUCUUUAGUGCCAAGGAGAUUGAAGCAAGAGACAAGAAAAGUAGUAGCAGCCAGUUAUUUUCUGAAUCAUCAGAUAUAAGGAAAUCUAUGAUGGGGAAUGAAGCUACAGACUGUGGUGAUCCGAACAUCUUCAAUAUGGAGCCUGAACACAAUAAAGCAAAUCAAGAUCAUGAUGCUCAUGAAGGGUCAACUGCAGAAGGUAUUGAAGUUCCGGACCCUGAAUUUUACAACUUCGAUGCUGAUAAAUCCCUUGAAAAAUUUGAGAUUGGUCAGAUAUGGGCAUUGUAUAGUGAUGAAGAUGGCUUGCCCAAAUACUAUGGACAGAUAAAAAAGAUUGAUUCUAGGAGAUCUAAACUGAAGAUUUUGAUUGCAUGGCUUGAAUCCAGCUCACUACCCGACAAUUCAGUGAAGUGGCAUGAUGAAGAUAUGCCUAUUCCUUGUGGGAGAUUUGAGGUUCAGAGGACAUUCCAAGAUUAUGAUUCUACCAUGUCCUUUUCACAUCUAAUCAAAGCAGUUCCAGUUAGUAGAACUGUAGUUGAUAUCCUGCCCAAAAAGGGUGAGGUUUGGGCAUUAUAUAAGAACUGGACCCCUGAUAUUUCAAGUUCUGGCUUGGCAACCUGUGACUAUGAUAUAGUUGAAGUCUGUGAGGAUAAUGGUUUUCAAAGAAAGGUACUGAUUUUACGGCGUGUGGCUGGCUUCAACUCAGUUUUUAAAGUUGAAGAUGAAGGAGGAUCACCUAAAACUAUGAUAAUCCCCGAGGUUGAGCUUCUCAGAUUUUCUCAUAGCCUUCCUUCUUUCCGGCUAACAGAAGAGAAAGGUGGCAGCGUUAGAGGCUGCUGGGAACUUGAUCCUGCUGCUUUACCUGUCCGAUUCUUUAGUCAGAAUUGAAUUAGCAAAUUGGCCUCAUGCUUCAUAUGCUUUAAAGUGCACAUGGAGCAUUCAUUAGAUAGCUCUCAAGCCGGCAGUCUCUUCCCCAGAUGCUGGUGAGGAAGAUGGAAUCAUUUUGGGAGAAGGUGUAUGAACGGGGAAAGAAGCCUGCCAGUCACUCUUGAAGAAUGAUCACUCGUUCGAUAAGUGUACUUAGAGGGAGGUGAAUGUUUUCCCAGCUAAGUCUUUGCAGCCCAAUGAAUUUUGCUCUUGUUCUCUCGGUGGUUUCAUGUAUGGAACUUUUAGAAUUCCUUGUUUAUUAAUCAUUGGAACUUCAGCAACUGAUGAUGUUGAUGCUGAAGUUACGGGUGAUGUUGGAAUGCCAACCAGCAAUGCAAGAUCUGAACUCAUCCCCUCCAGAAUGUUUUUUUCCGUAGAAACUUGUAAUUUUUUUUGUUGGAAUGCCGCCAAUGCUUCUCUUGCAAAUGCAUCAGAUUUCUUCUGAUGAA
Messenger RNA from Argentina anserina (silverweed cinquefoil), 3744 nucleotides. RefSeq lists its product as uncharacterized. The transcript is spliced from 2 exons. The record is from RefSeq and is a predicted model, not a curated record. Bases 311 to 3256 code for a protein of 981 amino acids. Lineage: Eukaryota; Viridiplantae; Streptophyta; Magnoliopsida; Rosales; Rosaceae.